AUGAAUAAAGUGUUGGCAAUCCGGCUACGGACCGUGGUGUCUGUGUACAUGGCCAACCUGGCAGCCUGUGAUCUCUUCUUCACCCUGGCCCUGCCUCUACGCCUCUACUACUAUGCCAACCAUCUGUGGGACCUGGGCAACGUCCCCUGCCAACUUGCCGGGUCCCUCUUCCAGCUCAACAUGUAUGGGAGCUGCCUGUUCCUGGCAGCCAUCAGUGUUGACCGCUUCCUGGCCCUGGCUCAUCCCCUCAGCUCCAGGGCCUUCCGAUGCCCACGGGUGGCAUGGACAGUGUGCGGGGCAGUCUGGGCCCUCAUCGUCCUGGGCUCGGUUCCAGUGGCUCUGGCCCACGACACUAGCCGCUGCCUGCUGGAAGACACAAACGGCAGUCGGGUUGAGGAGAUCCGCUGCUUCGAGAGCUUCUCCGGCAAGGACUGGAAGUGGCAACUCUUGCCUCUGGUGGGGCUGGCCGAGACUCUGGGCUUCCUGCUGCCUCUGUCCACCGUGCUGGUCUGUUCGGUCAAGAUCUUGGCGGCUUUGGCCAGGGAGGACGGCCGGGCCCAGAGGUCUGGGGGCAGGAGGAGAAGGAGGAAGACCAUCUUCCUCCUGAUGGCCAACGCACUGAUUUUCGUGGCCUGCUUUGCCCCGUACAAUGUGGCGCUCGGACUCUACGCCUUGUCCCGCUCGGACGUGGCUCCUCUCAGCGCGAGUUCGCAGAAGCAGCUACGCCUGGCGCUCCAGCUGACCAUACUCCUCUCCGGGACAAACUGUUGCCUGGACCCCCUGGUCUACUACUUCAGCACCGAGGGGUUCAGAACCACACUGAGAGGCGGCACCUCCGCAUGGAGCCGGGGCAAGUCCGAGCCGCUGAAGGGGAAGGGGGAGAGGGGACGGAAGCAGUGGCGAGGGGGGAGGGCGAGGUGCGGAGAGGAGACGAGAGAAGUGGCCCGCAUGGAACUUGCACAACUAACCGAUAAUGGGCGCGUGUCACCGCUCGCUGGAGUUUAGAAAGAUCAAGGUUCCCCUCAUUGAAACUUCACCUAACAGUGAAAGGAUGUGGACAGGAUGUUUCCACUAGUGGGAGAGUCCAGAGGGCACAGCCUCAGAAUUAAAGGACGUAGAAACAUAGACAAUUUGUGCCAUUCGGCCCUUCGAGUCUGCACCAUUCGCCAUUCAAUAUGAUCAUAGCUGAUCAUCCAACUCAGUAUCCCGUACCUGCCUUCUCUCCAUACCCCCUGAUCCCUUUAGCCACAAGGGCCACAUCUAACUCCCUCUUAAAUAUAGCCAAUGAACUGUGUGGCCUCAACUACCUUCUGUGGCAGAGAAUUCCAGAGGGCACAGCCUCAGAAUUAAAGGACGUAGAAACAUAGACAAUUUCUGCAGGAGUAGAGGCCAUUCGGCCCUUCGAGGCUGCACCAUUCGCCAUUCAAUAUGAUCAUGGCUGCCGGAGGAGGUAGUUGAGUCUGGGACUAUCCCAACGUUUAAGAAACAGACAGGUACAUGGAUAGGUUACACAAAAAUGCUGGAGAAACUCAGCGGGUGCAGCAGCAUCUAUGGAGCGAAGGAAAUAGGCAACGUUUCAGGCCGAAACCCUUCAUGGAUAGGACAGGUUUGGAGGGAUAUGGACCAAGCGCAGGCAGGUGGGACUAGUGUAGUUGGGGCAUGUUGGGCGGUGUUGGGCUGAAGAGCCUGUUUCCACACUAUUAAUCUAUGACUCUUGUCUGAUGGGAGAGGGGAGAAGAGGGAGUGACAGAAACAUAGAAAAUAGGUGCAGGGGUAGAGGCCAUUCGGCCCUUCGAGCCUGCACCAUUCGCCAUUCAAUAUGAUCAUGGCUGAUCACCCAACUCAGUAUCCUGUACCUGCCUUCUCUCCAUACCCCCUGAUCCCUUUAGCCACAUCUAACUCCCUCUUAAAUAUAGCCAAUGAACUGGCCUCAACUAUUCCACACUAUUAAUCUAUGACUCUUGUCUAAUGCAUUUCGUUGUCUCUGUACUGUACACUGACAAU
Messenger RNA from Leucoraja erinaceus (little skate), 2004 nucleotides. RefSeq names its product lysophosphatidic acid receptor 5-like. The record is from RefSeq and is a predicted model, not a curated record. Gene Ontology annotation, cellular component: membrane. Gene Ontology annotation, biological process: behavioral response to pain; G protein-coupled receptor signaling pathway. NCBI's taxonomy places the organism in Eukaryota, Metazoa, Chordata, Chondrichthyes, Rajiformes, Rajidae. The transcript is spliced from 2 exons. Bases 1 to 1005 code for a protein of 334 amino acids. Gene Ontology annotation, molecular function: G protein-coupled receptor activity.